This is a messenger RNA of Alosa sapidissima (American shad), 5061 nucleotides long. It is a transcript of the gene slco4a1, whose product is annotated as solute carrier organic anion transporter family, member 4A1. Bases 436 to 2685 code for a protein of 749 amino acids. Gene Ontology annotation, cellular component: membrane. Lineage: Eukaryota; Metazoa; Chordata; Actinopteri; Clupeiformes; Clupeidae. Gene Ontology annotation, molecular function: protein binding. Gene Ontology annotation, biological process: sodium-independent organic anion transport; transmembrane transport. The transcript is spliced from 13 exons. The record is from RefSeq and is a predicted model, not a curated record.
UGAGCGGGCUAUUACCACCCCCAGCGUAGACAGUAUGAAAUAGUCUAAGCUUUUGGCGGUGAUGGGAUAAACAGCUAACAAGGCAGAAGAUUACAGACCAUUGUAUUGUUGUCUCCGCUUUCGUACUCCUCAGGCACAUUUAGAAGAAAGGACAUAGACAAAAUGAAGAUUUCCCACCCAUUAAGAAAGCCCCUUCCUCUUAAUGCCUCAGUGUAAAGUGGAUUAUGUAAACCGGAUGACAAACUAGUACAAAAGGACCCCAUGGUGUAAACGAUAGUGAUUGAUUUGUAGACAUCAGUUUUGUGCUCUCUGACUUUGGAAGUUUCCCUGGUGGCACAGAGGAACAUAGAGACCGCGCCAGACCAACGCGAGCAGACCAAGCCCCUAUAGAGGCGGCACCAGACCAAGCCCUACUCCGCGGCCCUAUAGAGGGCCAUGCCCAACCUGCUCAACGCUGAUGCAUCCUUCAGCUCCAAACAGGAGCUUCUGGACCUCCACGAUGGCCCCAUUGGCCCGGUUCUGGACACGCCGAGCCCGGUGGAGUCACAGGCGGACAGCCCCUCGGCCUCCAGCCUCGGCAGCCCGGUGGGAGACGACCUCCAGAUGUGCGCCGGGGACGGGUUGGCGGACGCGGCGCAGGGGUUGAAGUUCGUCCCCUCGGACGCGGAGAACCUGUGCGGCUGGGGAGGACUGACCCCGCGGUCCAUCCAGACGUUCAACACGCCACGCUGGGUGCUCUUCUUCCUGUGCGUGGCCUCCUUCCUGCAGGGCAUGAUCAUCAACGGCUUCAUCAACACCGUCAUCACCUCCAUCGAGCGCCGCUUUGACCUGCGCAGCUAUCAGGCGGGUCUCAUCGCCAGCUCCUAUGACAUUGCUGCCUGCGUGUGCCUUGCCUUCGUCAGCUACUUUGGGGGCACGGGGCACAAGCCGCGCUGGCUGGGUUGGGGCGUGCUAGUCAUGGCGCUGGGCUCGCUGGUGUUCGCGCUGCCCCACUUCACCACGCCGCCGUACCAGGUCAGCGUGCCCGAGCGGACGGGCCUCUGCUCCAGCAACGUGACGGACACUUGCCAAGACAGCGCGGGCAGCGGCCUCUCGGCGUACCGCUACGUCUUCAUGCUCGGCCAGUUCCUGCACGGCGUGGGCGCCACCCCGCUCUACACUCUGGGAGUCACCUACCUGGACGAGAACGUCAAGUCCAGCUACGCACCAGUCUACAUAGGGAUCUUUUACACGGCAGCCAUUGUUGGACCGGCAGCUGGUUACCUGCUGGGAGGAUUCUUCCUCAACAUCUACACAGAGACGGAUCAAACAACCGAGCUGACCCCUGAGAACCCUCUGUGGGUGGGGGCGUGGUGGGUCGGGUUCCUGGCUGGGGGGGCAGCGGCGCUGGUCAUUGCCCUACCGAUCCUCGGCUACCCUCGACAACUCCCAGGCUCCCAGCGUUAUGUGGCCAUGCGUGUGUCCGAAGCACACCAGCUGAAAGAUGGCAGCCAAGCCAGAGCUGCUGACCCUCAGUUUGGGAAGACAGUGAAGGACAUGCCCAGGUCUGUUCUUCUCCUUCUGAAGAACUCCACCUUCAUCUUCCUGUGUCUAGCGGGGGCUACCGAGGCCACUCUCAUAGCCGGCAUGUCCACCUUUGGACCCAAGUUCCUGGAGUCCCAGUUCAACUUGAGUGCGUCGGAGGCAGCCACCUGGUUUGGGUACAUGGUGGUACCAGCAGGGGGCGGCGGCACGUUUCUGGGCGGCUACAUCGUGAAGAAGCUGAACCUGCGCUGCCGGGGCAUUGUGCGCUUCUGCAUGCUGUGUGCGGUCAUCAGCCUCAUGGCCAUCUUCAUCUUCCUCGUCCACUGCCCCAACAUGCCCAUGGCAGGCGUGACUGCCCCCUACCGCCCCAGCCCGCUACUACACCAACACCAGGACGUGUACCUGGACCAGUAUGAGAGCGAGAGCAAUUACAACAGUACUCUGGAGGGAAAUCUGACGGUGAGCUGUAACGCCGGGUGCCACUGUGUGACGGAGCUCUACAACCCUGUGUGUGGAGCAGACGGAGUCAUGUAUUACUCUCCCUGCCACGCCGGCUGCCACUCCAUCAACCACACACACACACACAACGGCAGACAGGUGUUCUCGGGGUGUGGCUGUGUGGUGGGGAACGUGACGUGGGGUCAGGAGGGGUUGGCGGUAGCCGGGAAAUGCUCCUCCUCCUGCCACCACAUGCCAACCUUCCUCACCUUCCUCUUCAUCGUCAUCCUCUUCACCUUCCUCUGCAGCAUCCCCGCCCUGACCGCCACCCUCAGGUGCGUCCCAGACAGCCAGCGGUCGUUUGGCCUCGGGAUCCAGUGGAUCGUGGUACGGACUCUGGGUGGCAUCCCGGGUCCGAUUGCAUUUGGCUCUGUGAUCGACAUCUCGUGCCUGCUGUGGCAGGACCAGUGCGGGGAACAGGGUUCCUGCUACCUGUACCAGAACUCGGCCAUGAGCCGCUACACGCUCAUCGCUGGGAUCAUAUACAAGGUGUUGGGGAUGCUGUUCUUCCUGCUGGCGAGCGUCCUGUACCAGCCCCCGCCGGAGUCUCCACAGAGCAGCUGUGAGAGCACUGACCACGACCUGGGGGACCUGCCCACUAAGGACCUGCCCACUAAGGACCUGCCGCAGGAGGUCAUCACCAACGUCCACGCCAGGCUAUGAUGAUGUCAUACUCACAACCGAGACCUCACUGUGUGUGUGUGUGUGUGUGUGUGUGUGUGUGUGUGUGUGUUUAUGUCAACAGCCCUCACCAAACCAAAACACUGCACCCUUUCCGUGUGAAGCACACAUUGGGUGGUCAGUCCAGUCCACUGCAUAUGAGGUCCUCUUGUGACACGUCUGUACGCACACUCCCUCAUUCCGCUGCUGCUGUCCUCCACCCAAGCUAGCUGUUAAAUAUCAACCCUACACUUUCCUCCAGCCUGCAGUAUCGUCCCAAUCAAGUGUGUGCCGUGUGUGUGUGUGUGUGUGUGUGUGUGUGUGUGUGUGUGUGUGUGUGUGUGUGUGUGUAAGGGUUCACACAAGGACAAGAGACAUGUUCAAGAUGAGAAAGGAAGACUGUUGUUAAGUGAAGGUUCUCACUUGUUGCCAUAUUUGAGAUCGUUUUGGAUUCCCAGACACCGCCUACAUGAUCCCAUUCAGAAUCGUUUGCUGAAAAAGAUUUCAGAAGUAUCCAUCAUGAUGCAGUGUGUAUUAGUUUCCCUGUUCACAUAGUUAUUCAGCUCUUUCCUAAAACGGGAUUAGCCUACAUCAGAUAUAGCAGAUGCUCUAUAACAAAAGACUGCAUAUUUUACUUCAUAUUCUAUUCCAACCCAAACAUAGACGUCUAUUUAUCAGUUAUGAUACUAAACAUACUGCUUUAUCAUCUACUCUCAGUAUAGUCUUUCAUAUAUGAACCACCAUAAUAACGACAUGAGAUCAUAUUUAUUGCCAUAUUCGAGAAACACUUAAAUGCAUUUACAAGAAAAUGUUUUGUAUAUUUUAUCUGAAGCACAUAACUAUAUAUCAGAGAGAAGUGUUGCCCCUAGAGAGAGAGGGAGAGAGAGACAGAGAGGGAGAGAGAGAGGGAGAGAAAGAGAGUGAGAAAAGGAGCAAGAGGGAGAGAGAGAGGGAGAGAGAGAGAAAAAGAGAGGCACCUGGAGGGUCAGUAAAUGGAGACCUGCGCGCAGGUGAUGCGGCUCCUCCAGCAGGGCAGAAGGAGAGGAGGUGUCUUGUCCACGCGCUCCGCAUUCCUGCUUCUGCCCACGUCCGUCCUGCCCAUCGUACUGCCCCUGCCCAUUGAAGCAGUGCCCAUCGUACUGCCCCCGCCCUGCCCCUGCCCAUUGAAGCAGUGCCCAUCGUACUGUCCUGCCCUGCCCCUGCCCAUUGAAGCAGUGCCCAUCAUACUGUCCUGCCCUGCCCCUGCCCAUUGAAGCAGUGCACUUUAAAACAGCCACCAAGGACCUUGCAAUCCCUCAGCAGCAAUGCUGUGGCCAGAGGGGCCCAUGAGAAGGACGCCUGCCCCCCAUACUGGACCUGACAUCGCCAUAGACAUCACCAUAGCUCAUGGCUAUCAGGACGUGCAACAACACGCAAGAGCAUACCAGGGAGCUGUUUUUAUGUGUCCUUUUUUAUCUUAUUUUUUUUUUUACUUUUUAUGGACCAAUUGUGCCAAAGCACUGUAAGUCAUUAACAAGAGGAUUGGGUUGUAUUUCCUCUUGUCAAACAAAGUUGUGUUUUGUAUGUGUGAUUUGUUUUCUGUUUUGUAGAAGUGCGAUGCAACCCUGUCACCCUGUGUGUAAUGAACUGGCACGAAUGGAAGUUGUUCUUAAUGUUGUGAUGAAGCUCCUUCAGAGCUACCUAAUUAAUAACGCCCAUCCGUGUGUGGAUGUACAGUACCUAUUUUAAACCCUAGUCAUUGAAAGAGUGAAAUACACAGUUGAAGCUAAUGCCGGAUCAGAUUAUUUCCUGUUUUAACAUGUGUUACUUGAACUAUUGAACGUAACUAAAUCCGCAAUCAAAAAAUGUAUGUCUGCCAUUGUCCAGAUAAUAAUUUAUUUAUUUUUACUUUAUUUAUUGAUGAAUAUCAGUGGUUGUUUUUAGUUCUCUCACAGUUCUGUAAGAGAACUAAAAACAGUUCAAUCUCUGUAAAAAAUAUUUAUGUCUGUCCUCUAGAGAGUCAAGAUCCUUAAACAGGAUUAAAAGAUGUCUGCAAACUCUCCAUCCCAAUCAAUUUAUGCAAUGUAAUUGGCACAAGACAUACAGUAAUGACGGUGUUCAACUGAGAAGACAUGUCUGUCCAAAUUGUUGUGAAGACUGUGUUUGUCUGAUUCGUUUAUUUUGAAUCAUCCCAUAUGAAUGAAGCCAUUUGAUUUGAGCGCCUACUGUCCCCCCUGUCCAGCUAGUGUGACUGAGUUAUGAGUGUUGUGGAGAUUUGUGUUUCAUGUCAUUUGUUUUGAAGUUGCACUAUUGCGUAACUGCAUUUCCAACCAAUUUCACUGGGGUCUUUUGGGGGUUUUGUUUCGGUACUUUUUUAAGUAAACCUGAUUUGGAAUUUGA